Hibiscus syriacus is the source of this 3318-nucleotide messenger RNA. RefSeq names its product putative transcription elongation factor SPT5 homolog 1. The transcript is spliced from 22 exons. The record is from RefSeq and is a predicted model, not a curated record. Gene Ontology annotation, cellular component: DSIF complex. Gene Ontology annotation, biological process: transcription elongation by RNA polymerase II; regulation of transcription by RNA polymerase II; regulation of DNA-templated transcription elongation. Gene Ontology annotation, molecular function: mRNA binding. Bases 93 to 3212 code for a protein of 1039 amino acids. Lineage: Eukaryota; Viridiplantae; Streptophyta; Magnoliopsida; Malvales; Malvaceae.
AUUUUCUAUUAAAACGGUAAAAGAAAAAAAAGAAUUCCAGGAAUAUAUGCAUUACAUAGAAAAACCUCAGAGCCCUCGAUAGAGUUGAUACGAUGGCGAGACGAUUCGACGAUGAAGAAGGCGAUGACGUUGAAGAGGAAGAAUAUGAAGACGAGGAAGAACAGUUAUUGGAAGACGAGGAUUACGACGUCGACGAAGAUGUAGGGAGAGGCCGUGGAGGUUCGAGUAAGAAGCGCGGUAGAUCUGAUUUCAUCGAUGACUUGGCCGACGAUGACGAUGAAGACGAUGACGAUGAGGUUUAUGGCGGUGGUGGUGGCCGCGGGAAACGACACAAGGCUCCUCGUGAUGGGUCUCAGUUUUUUGACCUCGAAGCACAGGUUGAUAGCGACGAAGAAGAGGAAGAGGAUGAAGGGGAAGAUGGCUUCAUAGUUGAAAGUGGAGCUGAUAUACCUGAUGAAGACAUUGGUAGAAGGAUGCAUCGUCGCCCAUUACCUCUUCGGGAGGAUGAACAAGAAGACGUUGAAGCUCUUGAGAGAAGCAUUCAAGCUAGGUAUGCAAGAUCAAGUCAUGCAGAAUAUGAUGAGGAGACCACUGAUGUGGAACAGCAAGCACUUUUGCCAUCAGUAAGAGAUCCAAAGUUAUGGAUGGUGAAAUGUGCAAUUGGUCGUGAACGAGAGACAGCAGUUUGCCUCAUGCAGAAAUACAUUGAUAGAGGAUCUGAUUUGCAAAUCAGGUCUGUUAUUGCCCUUGAUCACCUGAAAAAUUAUAUUUAUAUCGAAGCGGACAAGGAAGCUCAUGUGAGGGAGGUAUGCUAUCAAGGUCAACGCAAUAUUUUCGGUGCAAAGAUUAUGCUUGUUCCAAUAAGGGAAAUGACUGAUGUUUUAUCAGUUGAAAGCAAAGGAGUAGAUCUUUCAAGAGAUACCUGGGUUAGAAUGAAGAUUGGGACAUAUAAGGGUGAUCUUGCUCAAGUUGUUGACGUGGAUGACAUACGACAAAGAGUCACUGUGAAACUGAUCCCUAGGAUUGACUUACAAGCCCUUGCAAAUAAAUUGGAAGGAAGAGAAGUUCCAAAGAAGAAGGCUUUUGUCCCUCCUCCUCGUUUAAUGAAUGUUGAUGAAGCUAGGGAACUUCAUAUUCGUGUAGAGCACAGGCGAGAUCCGCUGACUGGUGAUUACUUUGACUAUAUUGGUGCCAUGAUGUUCAAACAUGGGUUCUUGUACAAAACAGUGUCAAUGAAGUCAAUUAGUGCUCAGAACAUAAAACCAACUUUUGAUGAACUUGAAAAAUUUCGGACACCUAGUGUGAAAGGAGAAGCUGAAAUGGCUGGUUUGUCAACUUUGUUUGCCAAUAGGAAGAAAGGCCAUUUCAUGAAGGGUGAUGCUGUUAUUGUUGUCAAGGGAGAUCUGAAAAGUUUAAAAGGAUGGGUUGAAAAGGUUGAGGAAGAGAAUGUCCACAUCAGACCAGAAAUGAAAGGUCUUCCUAAAACUCUCGCUGUUAAUGAAAAAGAGCUUUGUAAGUACUUUGAGCCUGGGAAUCAUGUGAAGGUUGUGGCUGGGACAAAGGAAGGUGCAACUGGUAUGGUUGUCAAGGUUGAGCAGCAUGUGCUCAUCAUUUUAUCUGAUACAACCAAAGAACAUAUUCGUGUUUUUGCUGAUGACGUUGUUGAGAGCUCUGAAGUAACUACUGGUGUUACACAAAUUGGGGAGUAUGAGCUUCGUGAUCUUGUGCUACUAGAUAACAAUAGCUUUGGUGUAAUUAUACGUGUAGAAAGGGAAGCAUUUCAGGUUCUUAAGGGGGUUCCAGAGAGACCAGAGGUAUCUCUGGUCAAAUUAAGGGAAAUCAAAUGCAAGCUUGAGAAGAAAUUUGAUGUACAAGACAAAUAUAGGAACACAGUUUCUGUGAAAGAUGUGGUUAGGGUCCUUGAGGGUUCUUGUAAAGGGAAACAAGGUCCUGUAGAGCAUAUAUACAAAGGAAUCUUGUUUGUGUAUGACCGUCACCACCUCGAGCAUGCUGGCUUUAUAUGUGCUAAAGCUGGUUCUUGCUGUGUAGUGGGAGGAUCACGUUCCAAUGGGGACAGAAAUGGUGAUUCUUUCUCAAGAUUUGGCAGCUUCAAGACUCCACCCCGCGUACCACCUUCACCAAGGAGAUUUUCUCGGGGAGGUCCUCCAUUUGAUUCUGGAGGAAGGCACAGGGGUGGAAGAGGAGGGCAUGAUGCUUUGGUUGGUACUACUGUGAAGAUUCGACAGGGCCCUUACAAGGGUUACCGUGGACGUGUUGUAGAUAUUAAAGGUCCAUCAGUUCGAGUUGAGUUGGAGUCUCAAAUGAAGGUUGUUACAGUUGAUCGCAAUUUUGUAUCUGAUAAUGUUGUUGUUUCAACACCCCCCCACCGUGAUACAUCCCGAUAUGGUAUGGGAAGUGAAACACCUAUGCGUUCUUCACGAACUCCAUUGCAUCCAUACAUGACUCCUAUGAGAGAUCCUGGAGCAACGCCUAUCCAUGAUGGCAUGAGAACACCCAUGCGUGACAGGGCCUGGAAUCCUUAUGCACCAAUGAGCCCACCCAGGGAUAAUUGGGAAGAAGGAAACCCUGCCUCUUGGGGAACUAGUCCACAGUAUCAGCCAGGAAGUCCUUCAAGGGCAUAUGAAGCACCUACUCCCGGUUCAGGUUGGGCUAGCACUCCUGGCGGUAGUUACAGUGAGGCUGGAACACCAAGAGAUAGUGGUUCAGCUUAUGCCAAUGCUCCAAGUCCUUAUAUGCCGUCAACUCCAAGCGGUCAGCCUAUGACACCAAGCUCAGGACCCUAUAUUCCGGGUACACCUGGAGGGCAGCCAAUGACACCAGGAACUGGCCUUGAUGCUAUGUCUCCCGUAAUAGGUCCUGAGAGUGAAGGACCAUGGUUCAUGCCAGAUAUUUUGGUCAAUGUGCACAAAUCUGGAGAUGAGACUCAUGGAGUUAUCCAGGAGGUUCUUCCGGAUGGUUCUUGUAAGGUGGCUCUCGGGUCAAGUGGCAGCAGUGAUGCAAUAAUUGCCUUGCCAAGUGAGAUGGAAAUUGUACCACCAAAGAAAUCGGACAAGAUCAAAAUCAUGGGUGGGUCACUACGCGGUCUUACUGGCAAGUUAAUCGGUGUAGAUGGCACGGAUGGCAUCGUAAGGAUAGAUGACAGUCUUGAUGUCAAGAUAUUGGACUUAGUUAUACUAGCUAAAUUACUUUGAUUAAGAAAUAAAGUGUUGAGUGGGUUUUGAGUAAAUUUUGUUUGGAAUUCAUGCUGUCGUAGCUUUUCUCCAUCUUUGUACGUGCAUAUAGAAAAGCUUUCAUGUC